AUGAAGAGGCGAUUAUCUUCGUCUGGCGAACAUCAGGAGCCAAGAACACCCAAAAGAAAACGUUCGAAAUCGCACAGUGAGUCUCGCCUCGAAGAACCCCGGGAAAUUGACAAUGCAGCAAGAACCGCCAGAGAAAACCUGGACGAAAAUCAAGCUCCUGCGGAAAAUCAGGAAGAAAUUCAAGUUGAAGAAUCCCAAGCGGAUGAAGAAGUAAUUGACAAGCGUAUCAUACAAGCAGUCCGCCGUUAUGAAAAGGAUGAUUACGCCGAGAGGGAUCUGUGGGAUACGGUUUUACAACUUGCUCAUCAACAAUCUCAAGACCUUUCCAGAUCUCUGGUGCAUUGGGGACGGACAGGAGGCCUUCGAGACAGUAGGUCAUCAAAACAGCCGGCAAACAAAGACCUCAAAGUUCCACCACCCGCUCCGGAAAAUCUGGGAACAAAUACCGACGAUUCAGAAGUCCGGAUAUUUGACCCAACCGCCUCCUCUUUCACAUUAUGGCCGUUACCUCUCCAAUCUUGUCCGGCACCCGAAUGGACUUUAAAUGAAGAAUUAAGUGCGCUGGUGACUCGCACCGAAAGAGAAUGUUCCGGUGGCGAAGAUGCAGAUAGUGCUUUGAUGGAUAACGUAGCGAAGGACGAGAAGACGGAUGCUCUAGUGGGCCAAAACCGGAAAACGUUAAUGCAAUUGCUUAAUGACCUCUAUGAAUUUCAUCCACCGCACACAUCUUCGAUUCCUAUCUUUACACGAGGAAAGAGAUACAAGAAACUGGCUAAAUCGAUGAGCGCUCAAAAGACAUCAACCCAGUCAACCGAUCCCAAAAGCGAAGGAGACGCCGACUUUGGAUUGAAUUGGCAGUUCGUUCUGGGGGUUGCUAGCUCCACGUUGAAUGUUAAGGAAAGUGUCAUCCAACGCGCUCGUGAAAGGUUAGCAGAGAUGUAUAGAGUUCCAUUGGAAUCACUGACUGGUCAAGAGAUACACAAUUCAUCGCACUCGCAACCAUUUCCUCUUGUCAACUUGGACCCUGCUCAACGUUUACAGCGAUAUAGGCAAAUGAAGCCAUUAGCAACGCCAGAUGACCAAUCGUAA
Molecule: messenger RNA, 1089 nt
Organism: Puccinia triticina
Lineage: Eukaryota; Fungi; Basidiomycota; Pucciniomycetes; Pucciniales; Pucciniaceae
Exons: 3
Coding region: 1-1089 (362 amino acids)
Source: RefSeq, a predicted model, not a curated record